ACAAAGUUAAUUUUACGCCCGCUGUUAGUCAUAAAAAAAGGAAAGUUGAACUGAAGCGUCAACAACAUGGAAGUCAUCCUCACGAUUCUCUUCUUCACCGUCUUCUGGGCCGCUGUGGGUCUGAUGGGACCUAGUCUGGUGUCCAAGGCGCAUCAACAAGAUCUGGUGCGCUGCAUCUUCCUGCUGGCGGCGGUCUGUUGCUGGCUCUUCUGGCUCUGCUGCUAUUUGGCGCAACUGAAUCCGCUGAUUGGACCCAAGCUAACCCAGGAAACCGUUCGACUCAUUGCCAAAGCCUGGAACCAUCCCCUCAAGGAGGGAUGACAAUAUACCGAAACAUUGUUAAUCUCUUGAUGACGUUCGACAGUCGACUCCAGCUAAAGAUGAUGCUGUCACUCCUCACACUACGGAACUUACACCGAAAUACAAUCUGCUAACGAAUUUCGCUAACCUAUUUUUGUACUUUUUACGCACAGAAGUUAAAUAUAGUACUUGUCUGUUGAUAGCUAUAA
Molecule: messenger RNA, 509 nt
Organism: Drosophila persimilis
Lineage: Eukaryota; Metazoa; Arthropoda; Insecta; Diptera; Drosophilidae
Gene: VhaM9.7-c
Product: V-type proton ATPase subunit e
Exons: 1
Coding region: 67-321 (84 amino acids)
Biological process (GO): proton transmembrane transport
Cellular component (GO): proton-transporting V-type ATPase, V0 domain; plasma membrane proton-transporting V-type ATPase complex
Molecular function (GO): proton-transporting ATPase activity, rotational mechanism
Source: RefSeq, a predicted model, not a curated record